UCCACUAGGAUCUCCAUUCCCAUGCGCCAUACUUGCUCUGUGCGUGCCGUGCGUAAUGCGCACUGCGCCGCCGUGACGCGCGGCUGCCUCUUACCCUGCCCUGCUCGCUGCUCCGCCUCACAUUCUUGGGUUUGCCGACUCCUCGGACACACCUCAGCGGAUACAGCCAUGUCUGACUUCUCGGAAGAUCAAAUCCUUGAGUUUAAGGAGGCCUUCCUGCUUUUUGACAAGACAGGCGAGGGGAAGAUCAGCUACAGCCAAUGUGGGGAUGUCAUGAGGGCCCUUGGGCAGAAUCCUGUCAACGCUGAGGUGCUCAAGGUCCUGGGCAACCCCAAAGCAGAGGAGAUGAACCACAAGAUGCUAGACUUUGAGCAGUUCCUGCCCAUGUUCCAGGCCAUUGCUAAGAAUAAGGACCAGGGCUCCCUCGAGGAUUUUGUGGAAGGACUGCGCGUCUUUGACAAGGAGGGCAACGGCACAGUAAUGGGAGCAGAGUUACGUCACGUCCUCACCACACUAGGCGAGAGGAUGACAGAGGAGGAAGUGGAGACGCUCGUGGCAGGACACGAAGAUGCAAAUGGCUGCAUCAAUUAUGAAGCCUUUGUCCGCCACAUCAUGUCAGGCUGAGGGCCGGUACGGGCAUUGGAACUGGUCAGGAUGGUCAUGAACGGGUGAAGAUGAAGAGCACCAUCUCUUUACCUUUUGUUUUUGUUUUUGUUUUUUUUUUUUUACACAUGUACCUUUAUUUUGCAGUUAUCUGCCGCAGUUUUCCCAUGAAUCCCUUUUCAUGGAUUAUUUCACAUCUUUUAUUUUAAGAAGUGCCUUUACAUUCCCCACUUUAGACCACAAAUGACCCUGGCUUUCGAUGCCAGGACUAUUCACAUGUCUGACCAACUUGCAUGCAGUUAGGAGCCUUUGUGCUGAGACAGUGUACAGGACCAUUCCAAGAGGCAGCACUUAAGACUACCUGUCUUUGGUUAAUGAUGUAACUACUGGUAGUGUGUCGAUGUUGGUUGGCACAUUGUUAUGUAGAGUGAAUGUCCGCAAUCUACUGUAAUAUUGGCUAAAACUUGCUUUUGCUUGGAACAUACCCCCCCUCCCCAUAAUGGUGCCAGAGCUAUGCAGCAAACCAGUAUGUUGAAAAGCCAUACAAUCAUGAGGUAGAAAAAAAAUAACCUUUCCUCUGGUUCCCAUGUUUUUAAUUUCCCCUUAAUUUGUCGCUGAAUUUUAAUAAAUAUUUUUCCCCUUAAAACUUAAA
Messenger RNA from Myripristis murdjan (pinecone soldierfish), 1255 nucleotides. Its product is annotated as myosin light polypeptide 6. The coding region runs from base 22 to 624 and encodes 200 amino acids. Gene Ontology annotation, cellular component: myosin II complex. The record is from RefSeq and is a predicted model, not a curated record. The transcript has 7 exons. Lineage: Eukaryota; Metazoa; Chordata; Actinopteri; Holocentriformes; Holocentridae. Gene Ontology annotation, molecular function: calcium ion binding; structural constituent of muscle.